Messenger RNA from Penicillium roqueforti, 3519 nucleotides. RefSeq names its product putative C2H2 finger domain protein. NCBI's taxonomy places the organism in Eukaryota, Fungi, Ascomycota, Eurotiomycetes, Eurotiales, Aspergillaceae. The coding region runs from base 1 to 3519 and encodes 1172 amino acids. The record is from RefSeq and is a predicted model, not a curated record. The transcript has a single exon.
AUGUCGCACGCCUCCCCACUCAGCGCCCAGGGGCAAUCGCCAGCAGAUGCAACCCAAGAUCGAUAUGCUCCGGAUCCUUACCUAUCAGCCCCAUCUGAUCCCGAGGAAAUCUUCUUUCAGGCCAGUGCCAUUCGACUAACGCCAACGCGGGGGAGUCCUGGAUACCGUGCGGGACCCCCUCAUGAGGAAACUCCGAUCGACUCCACAACCCAGGGCUAUUUGGACCCGAGAGCAAAUGAUUAUACGGACCCAAGCACUUGCACCUCCCCUAUUUCUGAUACAAGUGUAUUCGUGGAACCGAAGGAUAUCGAACUGGCUAGUGGUUCGAUAUGGCAAAAUGAAAACCUGCCAUCGUACAGGAUUGGGGAGGAAAAUAUGCCUGUCGAUGCGGUAUGGGGUUCUUCCAUGGCGCCGAGCUUUCAGUGGACGGGAUUGGACCACAACCAGAAUCCGAAUCCAUCACCCACGCUGGCGGGUCCAGAGCCUCCUGGCAAUUCUAGGGCACGGCAAUCAAUCCCCACCUCGUGCCAGUCUGGCCUCGGUGUCUUUAACGCAGGUGCUGAGCCGCCGAGACUCGGUGUCUUGACCAAUGAGUUGACCACUGAGCAGGCUUCGGGUGCAACCAGGGGAAGAAGCCCCAUCGUUAAGAUUACAACCUUCACCCGAGGGGAUUCGCCCGAGGAACGCAGCACAUCACCCCAAAGACAUCUCAGCCAGUCCUUUGCACAUCUAUCUGCUAAUUCAAGCGACCUAGAAGACGAAGAUGAUAGCGAUCGUCACUCGGUAUUUUCUGUUCCCGUGAAGCGAUCUGAGAAUGGCGGAUGGAUUCUAAACCCAUCAACGCAUCUAGCUGGCAUUGACCCAACGUCCCGUGGGGAUGAAUUCGUGCCAAGUCCCAAUGACGUCUAUAUUCAGCGAGAAAGGAGCGAGAAAAAUGUGGAUAUUUCUCAUUGGUCUGUCUCUGUGAGCGCAGCCAACAGCGACGCCGGUGGGGACUCACCUAGUUCACCGCGUCCACGCCCACACCUUGUUUCCAGGAGACUUCGAGCGAGGAGUACCGGUGAUCAUCCGUUGAAACAAGAAGAUUAUUUCAACCUCAAAUGUCGCACCGAAGACACAUCAUUUCCUGGGCCCGGGGUAUUAGUUCAUGAAAGCAGCGACGACCUCAGCGAAGAUGAAGCAAGCGUUGACAUCUACUCCGAGGAGCCCUCAGCCGAGGUUGAUGAAUCUGGUAGAUAUGAUCGCAGCACCCCCGAGGUCUAUUCAUCUUUCUCGCCGACUAAAGAUGACGAAAGCAUUCAUAUUUACCCCUGGCACGAUCCCCCUCGCGAUUUGACACCCAGAUUACAAGCGAUGCAGCCAGAUAGCUCCACAGACGCUAUGAUAGCUUUUAACAGACGUGUGCGGGACCUCGAAACUGCAUCGCUCGAAGCAACAAUUGAUAACAAUAGCAUUAUCAAUGUUGGUGCAUCUCUCGAAAACUUUUCCAUUACCGAACUACCCAAGAAACGCACCAGUCUGUUGAAGCGUCAAUUUCUGCAGGCAUCAUCGAUUCUGAAGCGCCAAGCAUCUGAACUUUCUAUCGGUCAAUCGAAUAGCUACCCCGGGGUUCCGCAGCGUGAUACAGAGGACUUGCCGGCAAAAACGAGUUAUUCACCACGGAAUGGGUUCUUGCACCGUCGUCAUUCGCGAGCGCCAAGUUUGAGCAACGCACUUCUUUCAAUGACCAGCCAAAUGGCCGCUGUCGGGCAAGCAGUGUCGCCUGCACCCUCACCGAAUACGGAGAGAGGUUCUUUAAAUAUCCAAUUCAAGGGUCGAGGUCGAAGCAGGAGCGAGGUCCCCCGACCAAGUAGCCCUGGGCUAAUAAAUCUCAUGACAGCUCAUGGUGGACCACCAGUUCCAAGCAUCACAUCACCCCAUGUCAGUUCGGACGCCUACCAAAUACCUAAAAGUACAUUUCUGGGCCCUGAAAAUGGAGGUGCUGAUGAGAAUGAUACACACGCCAGCAAUAACAAAGGCGUAGCUAUGGAUUUUCCCGCUGUCCAAAGUCUCCCAGUGCCGACAAUCGAAGGGUUCAAAUCGCAGAUCAUGCAGUUGAAUCCAAGGCUUGAGCCGGCUUUGAUUCACCGCUUAGCACAUGAGCAAGUCCGCCGAUACAAGAUCUUGGUUGAUUUGCAGCAGAAGCAUUCCAUUGCAGCUGCCAACCACACGUGCAAAUCAGGCACCCUUUGUACUAUUCAGGCAGGGAAACCCACUUUGUUGCAGGAUCUCGAGGCCCCCAACGAUCCGGAGGCAGGACAGAUCCAGUCCCAAGUGACAAAUUUCAGUUAUGAGUACGAGCAACAGUAUUCUCCAGGUGAUGGGACGGCGGCUGCGACACAUUUCCCUCCUGGCGUGCCCCUUCCACCAGUCAGUCGUCUUCCUGCCCGGUUUGAGUGCCCCAUUUGCUUCGAAGUGAAAACCUUCCAAAAACCAUCCGACUGGUCUAAACACGUUCACGAAGAUGUGCAGCCAUUUAUUUGCACAUUCCCCCACUGUACCGAGCCCAAGGCAUUCAAGCGUAAAGCAGACUGGGUUCGCCAUGAGAACGAGAAGCACCGGCACCUGGAAUGGUGGACAUGUGUAUUGCCUGAGUGCAACCACAAAUGUUACCGUAAGGACAAUUUCGUUCAGCAUUUGGUCCGGGAACACAAAAUGCCAGAGCCCAGGAUCAAAAGGACGGAGAAAGCCUCUAGCACCGUGGAUGCCGAGAGUGUGCCAAAUAGUCGAAAAGAGCAGGAGCUUGACCGAUUAUGGCAAAUGGUCGAAAAGUGUCGGCAUGAAACCACGCAAGCCCCGCAGGAAGAGCCAUGCCGCUUCUGCGGGAAUAUGUGUAGCGAGUGGAGAAAGUUGUCAGUCCACCUUGGCAAACACCUGGAGCAACUCGCCUUGCCCGUUUUGCGAUUAGCGAAGCCGAGCAACGCUUCAACCCUUGCCACCAACCCCAGCAAAGUGGGGCAGAUUCGGGAAUCAUCGGCCGCGCCAUAUCACCCUGGACACGAACUACCCGAAACAGCCUCCACCUAUCUGCAGCCGCAGUACGCGAUCCGAAACACUAGCACACCGGCUAAUCCUGGGUUUUCAAUCAACGCCGUACCUCUGGCAAAUUAUCCCACCAUCUCCGGGGGCGAACUUUCCAUGGAGCCGGAGUCCAUGAUAGACUCUCAUACCCCUGAUCAGUUCCCAGGCUACACGCACACGACGGGCCAAUUUGACCAAACCACACUCCGUCCCGCUCAGGCCCAGGCCUAUCCCCUACAUCAGAACUCAGUGACGUACCCACCGCCUUAUAACGCCGUCCCGAGAUCGAGAUCUCCGGGGGCGGAUCUCAUGCCGCAGCACUCGUAUCCUCUAACCCAGUAUCUCCCUUAUCCCUCUAUGUACCCCACCGAUGGUACUUACUCAACUUACCAACCCAUGGAGUCCAACAGCCCCUACAGUCCUGCGACGUACUCUUCGGGAUGUCCCUCUCGAAUGUGA